UUGAGGCAAGUUCCCAAUCCCAUGUCUUCUCUGCUGCCAGAUAUAAAAUAUCAAAUCUUCUACAAACAUAUACUAAUUUCUAACGCCCAAAAACAUGAUGAAAAAUAAUCUAAUCUCACCAUUUACUAUCUGCACCACAUUACUACUCUUUGUCUUUACUAUAUUUUUGCUACGGAUCAGAAGCCGUGUAGCUAAAAAAGCACCCCCGGAAGCCAGCGGCGCAUGGCCUAUAAUCGGCCAUAUUCAUCUCUUACGUGGAUCCCAACCACCUCACGUCUCAUUGGGGAAAAUGGCUGAAAAUUUUGGACCAAUCUUCACCGUUCGUUUGGGUGUUCACAAAACCCUAAUCGUAAACAGUUAUGAAAUGGCAAAGCAGUGUUUCACCGUAAACGACAGAGCCUUUGCUUCCCGUCCAAAAUCUAUAGCCUUUGAAAUUUUGGGUUAUAACUUUUCCAUAAUAGGUUUCAGUCCCUACGGUACUUACUGGCGCACAGUGCGCAAGAUAGCAACGCUCCAUGUUCUCUCUGCUCAACGAAUAGAGAUGCUGAAGCAGGUGAUGGAAUCUGAAGUGAAGACAGCAAUGAAAGAGAGUUAUGACCUUUGGCUAAAAACAAAGAAGCAGAAAGGUUGUGAAGGAACUGAAAUGAAGAAAUGGUUUGGAGACAUAGCAAUUAACGUUAUGUUGAGAACAGUUGUUGGAAAACGUUUUGACGGUGAAGAGGAAGAGAAUGAACGGAUCAGAAAAGCACUUAGGGACUUGUUUUAUCUGAGUGGUUCAUUUGGUAUCUCGGAUGCAUUGCCGUAUUUGAGAUGGUUCGAUUUAGAUGGAAGAGAGAAGGAGAUGAAGAGAACCGCGAAAGAUUUAGAUGAUUUCGCUACGAUUUGGCUAGAUCAACACAAACAAAGUACUAUUCCUGGAAGUCAACGGGACUUCAUGGAUGUGCUUCUAUCCAAAGUUGAUGAAGAAGGUGUUGACGGUCGUGACGCAGAUACCACAAUUAAAUCAACAUGUCUGACACUAAUUUUGGCAGGCACUGACACUACAACAGGAACAUUAACUUGGGCAUUAGCUUUACUUCUCAACAACCGAGAAACCCUAAACAAGGUUGUACAUGAAUUAGAUACACAAAUUGGUGACAAAAAUAUGGGAAUGGAUAUAGAUUUGACAAAAUUGGAGUAUCUCCAAGCCAUUAUCAAGGAAACAUUGCGUUUGUAUCCACCCGCACCACUCAAUUUAGCUCACGAGUCCAUUGAAGAUUGUAUUGUGGGUGGAUAUCAUGUGCCUUCUGGCACACGUCUAUUGACUAACAUUUCAAAACUUCAACGAGAUCCUAUGUUAUAUUCGAAUCCAUUAGAGUUUCGACCAGAGAGAUUUCUCACAACACAUAAAGAUGUUGAUGUUAAAGGGCAACAUUUUGAGUUGAUUCCAUUUGGUGCAGGUAGAAGAAUAUGUCCCGGAAUCUCAUUUAGUCUUCAACUAAUGCAAUUAAUACUUGCUUAUUUGUUGCAUGGAUUUGACAUAGUGACUCAAGAUGGAGGAGAAGUUGAUAUGGCUGAACUAAGUGGACUCACUAAUGUUAAAGCUUCUCCACUCCAAGUUAUUCUCACUCCUCGUCUCUCAGCUCAAGUUUGUAGUCAAAAUUAAUACUCAAGACUAAGUUCAUUAAGAGAUAAAUAAACAUGAGAUGGUGAUGCAAUUACUAAAAAAAUAAAAGAUUGUUUCCAUUACUAAAUAAGUUUGUGUUCAUAAUUUAAAUUUAUUUCUCAUAGUUUACCGUUGUAUUUGGGUAAUUUAGGCCACAUGUCUUUUGGGUCUUGCUUUUUAUAUAUGCCUUUGGUAUUUGGACUUUAUUAGAUUAAUUAUAUUCCCACAUUUUCAAUAAAUAACUUCUCUCGGAAAAUAUCAGUCACGUAUAUCGAGAGGCGAAUAAAAGUGCGAACAUGCUAGCUAUAGAAGGUCGUAAGUUGAUGGGAGAUUUCUUGCUCUUUAAUGUAGCACCUGCUUGGAUGCUCAACUUGUUGGAUGAGGAUAGAUCUUCUGGCAGUGUUUCUAGGAUCAUUCCGUUGUAGUUUCUGGUUUUUUUGGGCUUAGGCCCUCCCUUUUACCAAAAAAAAAAAUAAUUCUCUCGGAAAAUAAAAGGUAAAAAAUUCUUACCAUUGAGGACUUUGCUCGUGAUCAGACAGUAGAUUGUCUUG
Molecule: messenger RNA, 2196 nt
Organism: Vicia villosa (hairy vetch)
Lineage: Eukaryota; Viridiplantae; Streptophyta; Magnoliopsida; Fabales; Fabaceae
Product: cytochrome P450 CYP82D47-like
Exons: 2
Coding region: 95-1645 (516 amino acids)
Biological process (GO): defense response to other organism
Molecular function (GO): monooxygenase activity; heme binding; oxidoreductase activity, acting on paired donors, with incorporation or reduction of molecular oxygen
Source: RefSeq, a predicted model, not a curated record